Acytostelium subglobosum LB1 is the source of this 1287-nucleotide messenger RNA. RefSeq lists its product as hypothetical. Gene Ontology annotation, molecular function: acid phosphatase activity; metal ion binding. NCBI's taxonomy places the organism in Eukaryota, Evosea, Eumycetozoa, Acytosteliales, Acytosteliaceae. The transcript is spliced from 2 exons. The record is from RefSeq and is a predicted model, not a curated record. The annotation marks the transcript as partial.
UAUAACAAAAUGUAUAUCUCCUCAACUCUAUUUAUCUCCUUGUUUAUUGUUGGUCUUUGUUUGACUCAGACUCAGGCCCAGGGUCCAGCCUCUCAAGUACUGGCGCUCACUGGAGAUCCUACACAGAUGCGAGUUAGUUGGUACUCUUUGAAAAAGCCAAAAGCUCCAGUUGUACAAUACAGUCUCGAGGCAUUCGAACCAUCAUCAUCACUCCAGGAUAAUUUGGCCAUCGCCUCUAUUGAGCAGUACACAGAGGAGACUUGGAAGGGUUAUUCAGUCACAGGUGUGAUGGAUCAAUUAACACCAAUGACCACAUACUAUUAUUCGGUUGGUGAUAAGGCUACCAACUUAUGGAGCGACCUGGCCAACUUUACAACAUCACCAUCAUUCUCCAAUGAUACUUUGGUACCAUACACGUUUGCUAUCUUUGGAGACAUGGGAGUAUGUACCGAAGAGGUCCAGACCGUCAACAACAUCGUCAGUCGUAUGGAUCAACUAGCCUUUGCCGUCCACAUUGGAGACAUUGCCUAUGCUGAUCUCAACGGACUCGAGCCUCUCGUACUUGGCAAUCAGACUGUUUGGAACAUAUUCCUGGAGCAGAUUAGACCAAUCUCAUCGCAUAUUCCAUACAUGACUGCCAUUGGAAACCAUGAUAUAUUGAACUUAGAGAGUGGAAUCUAUCGCAAGACAUUCAACAUGCCAAACUCAAACCAGGGCGUCGACACAUGGUACUCCUACGAUUACAUGGGCGUUCACUUUGUUGUUGUCUCCACCGAGCACACUUACCUUGCCAACUCAACACAGCAUGCAUGGUUGGAGAAUGAGCUGAGGACCUACCGUGCUGCCAAUCCCGAUGGAUGGUUGAUCAUGUACGCUCAUCGCCCAGUCUACUGCAGUGCUCACUUCCCAUGGUGUGAGGAGGACCCAAUGCGCUACAUCUACAUUGACAGCGUGGAGUACCUGUACCAGCAGUACAACGUCGAUGUCUACAUCUCUGGCCACUCCCAUGUCUAUGAGCGCACACUGCCCGUGUACAAGGGUGAGGUGCGUGGCACAUACGACGCACCCCUGGCCCCAGUCCACUUGGUCGUCGGUACUGGUGGCAACCAAGAGGGCAUCCUGCAUCGCUGGCAGGAUCAGCCAGUCUGGUCGUCAGGUGUUCGUCUCCUCGAGGCAGGCUUUGGACUCAUGUCCGUGAUCAACUCCACCAACCUCCACUGGCAAUUCAUUGACGAUGCUACCAACACUGUGACAGAUGACAUCAUCCUAACCAAAGGAUACUUCAAC